AUGAACAUCUUCACUAAAGUAUACGGACUAGCCCAACAAACCAGCAAGCUGGGGUCUGUGCUCCAACGUGCCUUCUACGGGUCCAGUGGGAGGGUGACCCUUUUCGAACAGCGUAAUUUUGCCGGCAGACGUCUGGACCUGAGUGCCGACUGCCAGAAACUAAGCGACAAGAACUUCCCAGAGAGAUGCAACUCUGUGCAGGUGGAGAAUGGAGCAUGGGUGGGCUACGAGCAGGAGAACUUCAGGGGACGUCAGUACCUGUGGGACAUGGCAGAGAAGGGAGAGUACAACUGCUACGACAAGUGGUGUGCCCAGGUGGACCAUGUCUCCUCGGUGCGUUCAGUCAAACAGGACUCGUCUCCUGCCCGAGCCCAUCUGUUUGAGAGGGCUGGGUUCUCUGGUAAGAGGACAGAACUACAGGAUGACAUCCCCAACAUGAUGACUCGCUACAGUCUGAACAGGGCUGCCUCUAUCCGUGUCCUGGGGGGGGCCUGGGUGGUGUACCAGGAGCCUAACUACAGAGGUCCCCACUAUGUCUUGGAGAAACGUGACUACAACAACGCCUCUGACUGGGGCUCCCAGAGCAGCACUGUGGGCUCCAUGCGACGAGUCCGCUUCAAUAACUAA
This is a messenger RNA of Oncorhynchus masou masou (cherry salmon), 627 nucleotides long. Its product is annotated as gamma-crystallin N-B-like. Gene Ontology annotation, molecular function: structural constituent of eye lens. The coding region runs from base 1 to 627 and encodes 208 amino acids. The record is from RefSeq and is a predicted model, not a curated record. Gene Ontology annotation, biological process: visual perception; lens development in camera-type eye. The transcript has 6 exons. NCBI's taxonomy places the organism in Eukaryota, Metazoa, Chordata, Actinopteri, Salmoniformes, Salmonidae.